Molecule: messenger RNA, 780 nt
Organism: Uncinocarpus reesii 1704
Lineage: Eukaryota; Fungi; Ascomycota; Eurotiomycetes; Onygenales; Onygenaceae
Exons: 2
Coding region: 1-780 (259 amino acids)
Source: RefSeq, a predicted model, not a curated record
AUGCCCAACUCGGCUUCAGAUCGCCCGUCGCCCCAGGGAAAACGGAAACUCGAUGAAGGGGGAGCCGACGAAGCCCAAGGCAAAAAGGCGCGGGUUAUAGGUCCGAUCAUGCCACCCGCACAUCUCGUGCCUCAGGCCGAUUCGGACAACGAGAGCAGCAGCGGCGACAGCGACGAUGACGAUGAUGACGGCUACGGCCCUACUCUACCACCGACAAACAUUGAUCCUGACGCGCACGGAGGAGAUACUGGCAUCUGCGAGCAGAGUGAAAGCCCGGUUGGCCCGUCAGCACCACCGGGCGCGGAGCCCACCAAACGAGAUGACUGGAUGUUACGCCCUCCGGAACAGCUAGAUUUGUCGUCAAGGGUAGACCCAACGAAACUGCGGAAUCGGAAGUUCAAUACUGGAAGAGCUGCCAAUGCACCAACUGGAAAGUCGAUGGCAUCAACAUGGACGGAGACAGCGGAACAGAAGCGAAAGCGCUUGGAAAAUGAAGUGAUGGGAAUCCAGGCGCCAGCUUCGUCUGGUGCUCCUAGGCCUCAGGUUGAAGAUUCAUCGAGGGCGAUCUCGAUGCAGGAGAAAGCUCGCAAUAAGUCGCUGUAUGCGCAGCACCAGACUAAAGCGGCCGACGUCGAGAAAGACGAUCCUAGCGCGCGGCCAUUUGACAAAGAAAAAGACAUUCGUGGUCCUUCUAAAAUCAAUCAUUCCCAGCGACGAGAGCUGCUCAACAAGGCCUCCUCCAACAUCUCCUCACGCUUUUCCGGAGGAAAUUUCCUGUAA